Messenger RNA from Trypanosoma grayi, 357 nucleotides. RefSeq lists its product as hypothetical. The transcript has a single exon. NCBI's taxonomy places the organism in Eukaryota, Euglenozoa, Kinetoplastea, Trypanosomatida, Trypanosomatidae. The record is from RefSeq and is a predicted model, not a curated record. The annotation marks the transcript as partial.
AUGAACAUGAGGCACAUGGAAGGGGAAUCGAAAUUGCCACAUCUACGGUAUUCCAAGAUGCCAAAGAGCAUUGACAACUGCAGUCUCGGUGCCAUGGGCCUCUGUGAACCUGUUUCAGUCCUGCGUCGAGGCAGAAGGAAGACGAGACUGCAGGCAUCUAUCGGACUACAGUUGAGAGACAUUCAGGCGAUGUUUCUGGUACUGAUGGUUGUGGCUGAACCGUUUCUUUGCUGUGCUGCUGCUGCGGCUGGCGGCGUAGUCCCCCAAACGAGAAUGACCACGCCUGCAGCCGACGACGAUCCCUUGGUGACGCUCACGAACUGCUUUCCCAGCGUUAUACUCGGUUUUGUCACUAUC